This is a messenger RNA of Plasmodium berghei ANKA, 1629 nucleotides long. RefSeq names its product conserved Plasmodium protein, unknown function. Lineage: Eukaryota; Apicomplexa; Aconoidasida; Haemosporida; Plasmodiidae. Bases 1 to 1629 code for a protein of 542 amino acids. The transcript has 2 exons. The record is from RefSeq and is a predicted model, not a curated record.
AUGAAUUGGAACGAUGAAAAAAAUAAUGAAGAAAAAAUAGGGGAAAAUAAUAUUGAUAUACCUUUUGAUAUUGAAGAAGUAGAAAUUCCCAUUAAUAAAAUUAAAAAUCAAAAUUAUGAUUAUAAAGAAAAAUAUAACGAUAUUAAUGCUAACUUAGAAAAACAAAAAAUAAAUAAAAGGAAAGAAUAUGAUAAAUUGUCAUCUUCUGAUAAUUAUUUACACAAUUCGUUUGUAAAAAAGGAGAAACAAUAUGAUGUUAUAGAACCAAAGAAUGAUGAAUAUGCAUCCCACUUUAAUAAAAAUGGGAAUUGGACUAAUCAGGAAAAUAGUCAAAGUGAUAAUGCAAAUAAUAAUGGAUACAAUGCCAACGAUAAUAGCAAAAAUAAUAAUAAUAAGAAGAAUAAUAAUAGUAAUGAUAAUAAUAAAGAAAGACGUAACAAUAAUUCUGACGAAGAAGAAAUUGCUAUACCUAUCCACAGAAAAAAAACAAGUAAACGCAGUGAAAUAUUUAGCGAUGAUUUCUUUAUAAAUAGAUUUUUUCAAGAAGAAUACGAUGAUGAUAAGUUAAACGUUUUAGAUAUUUUUAAAUAUCAUGACUUUCCUAUUAAUUUAUUCCGGAAAAAAAAACGAAGAGAAAGUAAUGUAGAAAGGAAAUUUUAUGUAAAUUUUGUAGAUACAUAUAACGAUGAAUUUAUUAAAAAAAACAUCAACAAUAAUCUUAUUUUCGAGUCCAUAGGAGUAUGUAAAGGAAUUUCUUUUUUGCAUAUAAAUAAUAAUAUUAAUAUAAGUUGUCUAGGGUCAAAUGAUAAUAAUGCAUUUUAUCUCUAUAAAAUGAUACCCUUUAAUAAAAUAUAUACAAAAGAUGCAAUUGAUAAAAUUAUGAAUAAUAAAAAUAUUCACUCAAAAAAUGAAAAUAUAAAAAACCAAAAAGAAAUAAAAGAGAUAGACAAAAAAAAAACUAUGACAAAUAAUAAUAUUAGUAAUUCUACUAAUGAAGAAGAAAAUAUAUUUUUUAAAAAUUACAACAUGAUUAAAUCCUAUUUUUUAAAAAAAAAAGAAAAAAAAAAAUUAUACAAUGAUUUAUAUUUAACACCUUAUGAAAAAAAUUUAAAAUCAAGCAUAUGUAUAGGUACUCAUAUAUAUUCGAAAGAACGAGCUGUCAAAAAAUGCUUUGGAUUAUUAAUAGAACAAAAUGUAUAUUCCCCCGAUUUAGCACACGAAGAUAAUACUAAUGCUAAUAAAAAUUUAGAAAAUUUAAAUUUUGAACUUCCAUAUUAUAGAAGUCAAAUAAUAUUUAAACCCAUUCAGUAUCAUUAUAAAAAUAUGCAAAUUAUAUGUAACCCAUUUCGGAAGUCUUUUCAAAAUAUUCCAUGGGAAAAGUUUAAUAACCUUAAGGAUGUUAAUUUUUAUUAUGACAUAAAAAAUAAUGUUUUCAAUUUUUCAAAAGAUGUAUACAUGACAACAAAAGGAGCAUUUAUGCAUUUUGAGUCCCCCAAGAAUUUCGUUGUUCAAACAGCUAAUCGAGUAAAAGACAUAAAUAUUCAAAUGAAAAAAAUUUGUGAAAAGUCUGUUUACAUUGCUCAAGAUUACGCUUUCAAGCUAAGCAAAAUAGCAAAAAGCCGUGAAUAA